Messenger RNA from Acanthoscelides obtectus, 1363 nucleotides. The record is from the annotation of a GenBank genome assembly. Lineage: Eukaryota; Metazoa; Arthropoda; Insecta; Coleoptera; Chrysomelidae.
GCGGCGACAGUCGGUGCACGGUUGGGACUGCGUUGGAACGAUCGACCAGCUGUGCGACCAGCCACAACGACAAAGAGACGACAGGCCGUGCAACGUGCCUACAACCAGUAUUUAUCAAACAGUUGCUGAACAGAAAAGGUCGCUUUCACAGCACUGUCGACUGUAUACUUGUUUGUUCUGUAGCUACUGUGACUACAAAGUGAAGAUUCGUUACAGGUGGAACCAAAAGAGAUGAUGCUGAUGAGGACUUACAUGGACCCACAAACAACAAUGCAGUUGAUUGAGGGUCUCCAUGCUGCAAGAUGUUUGUGGGACAAGAACUCGGAUGAAUAUCAAGAUAGGUACAUGAAACAGCAAGAAUUGGAGAAACUUGCUUUUCAAUUCAAUGCCACAGUCGAAGAAAUCACCAAGAGAAUUAAGUCAUUAAAAACACAAUUUCGAAGGGAACACAAAAAAAUGCUGAGUAUCAUGAAUGAUCCCAAAAAAAGCCAUCUUAGGAGGAAUACUUGGUUUGGAUAUGAAAAUCUGAUGUUUUUGUUGGAUGGCGAAGCAGUCAAGGACUCCAAUUCAAAACAGCAUGCGCAGUCGUAAUUGAAGAAACCCGAUAACGCUUGCGUGAUUGCAAAACUGGAUGGAUCUGAUAUAGUUUAAAUUGAACCUUAACUUUGCCACGUUCAAGUUGUAGAACGCAUAAAAACGGGGUGCAAAUCAUGUGUCUCACGAUACAAACUCUACCUUUGGUUAAAAGAAGCAAUAUAUUCUAAACAUUAUUUCAUCAACUGAUUGGGCUUGUGAAGGUUUGAAAUGCUUUGCGGCUCUCGACUGGUAGGAGAUUAUAUUUGUUUUGUUAUUAGUUCAGUGACUAUAAUCGUUUGAGCUUUAGGAAAUAUUCCCUGUAUUUUUAUUGAAUCACUUCAGAACGUAAACAAACAUCUGCUCCUGACCACUCUUUGAUCUUUGCUAUAGGGAGAAUCGGAUGAAGAAAACGGAAUUGAAGAAAUUAAAGUUGAAUGCGACCAUGUAGAAUCACAAGAACAGUAUUCCAAUGAACAACCAUCUACAUUUCAAGAUAUGAUUAUAGAUCCACCGUCGACAUUCCACAACGUCCUUGGAGUUAAAAGGCCAUCACAACAGUUCGAAACGUCCUAUAUGACUCCAAGCAAGUUUAUGAAAUUUGAUAAUUCAUUUCGUAGUACCCCCAUUGCCCAGGAAGACAGCUUGGAUCACUUUGGAAAGUAUAUUGCAUCUCUGUUGAGAGGCAUGCCACAAGACAGAUCCUCGCAACUUCAAGCGGACAUAGUUGCAAUGAUUUUGAAACCUCAGUCUUCUGUGCCUCAGUCUUAGCAAUAAAAUAUUUUUAGCA